ACAGUCAGAAAACGGUGACAGGAAGAGGAAGACGGACGCCCUUCAGCAGCCGCGGACGUGCGCGCACCGCUGGAGGCAGUCAAGCUGCAGACCGGAGCUUUGGCACAACUCUGGCUGCUGUUAGCGGCGGAGAGUAGAGAGAAACGGGAGCUGGGUGGGCAUGACAUGUGAGCCAAGUCUGCACAGAUACACCACAUAGCCAAAGUAUGUCUGCGGAGGGGCGGGUCGAUGCUCCGAGGGACUUGACUCAGGUGAAUGAGAACACAGCUGCAGAUUUCUCCUGUAUUUGGCUUUUUUGUUUAAUUUUCCCAUCUCAUCGCUGAGAGGAGACCGAUGAGGCAGCUGUAGACCUCCCCGUGCCCCGCUUCACCCUGAUUCAGCCUGGCAAGCGUCAAGGUGCAGCAGCCAGGAGAGAGGGGACAGAGGAAGAGCCGAUGUUCAAUUAACUAUCCGACGAAACGGUGUCGCGGAGAAUAACGUGACAGCAUUGCUGAGUGGCCGCAGACUGACAGAAACACAAGGGAGAGGACACUAUGUCAAAGGAGACGAGAGUAAAAGGUUCGUCAAGAAAACACAGCGCCACUCAUUGGUGCCUGCAGAAUAUUGCACAAGAAUCAGUCGACAGCUCCGAUGAGGAGUUCUUUGACGCCAGAGCAGAUGUUAUGGAAGGGAAGAGCGCCAUUCUGCUGGGGAUGAGUCAGUGGAACUCAAAUGACCUGGUGGAGCAGAUCGAAACGCUGGGACACAUGGAGGACCAGUCACAUGAGGGUCUGUACCAGCUGGGAGGUCCACGCUGUGCCCCUCAGAGCAGCAUUGAAGGAGUGGACGAUACAGAGAGAAAAUGUAAGACCCAUGUGCUAAUACUUGUGGUGCAUGGGGGAAACAUCUUGGACACAGCGGGCGGAGAUCCCAGCACAAAAGCUGGCGAUGUGGCAACGUUGGCCUCGGUGCUCGACAAGGUUACGCGGGCGCAUUUCCAAGCUGCUGCCGAACACGUGAUGAUCAAGCUGGUGCCAUGUCCAGCUGUAUGUGCUGAAGCCUUCUCUCUGGUGUCCAAUCUUAACCCGUACAGCUAUGAUGAGAGCUGUGUGUCCAGCAGCGUAGACCACCUGCCUCUUGCUGCCCUUCCCCUCCUCGCCAUUGUCUCUCCACGCUACCAGGAUGCUGUGGCGACCGUCAUUGACCGAGCCAACCAAGUCUAUCGCAGUUUCCUGCAGUCAGAAGACGGUCAAGGGUUCAGCGGUCAGGUUUGCCUGAUGGGCGACUGUGUGGGUGGUGUGCUGUGCUUUGACGCUUUGUGCUUCAGCAACCACCAGAGGCCUGGCAGCCCCAACAACAGCAGCAGGAACAAUAGCACUGAGAGCCUGAAGGAUAACUCAGGCCUGCUGGGGGAGUCCAGCUCGGGUUUGAGCUCUAGCAAGAGGCUGAGCAAAAGCAACAUUGACAUCUCCGCUCCCAACGAAGGCCAGGGCGGCCCACCACUCAGCCGUAAACAGAGCGACUCUUAUGAUGGAGACACCUCGUCCACUGGCCAGCACAGCUUUUUCUCCAGUUUGAUGAAGGAGGGAACGGAGGUGCGUGGCGGCAGUAGUACUAGUCUGGUGUUGAACCCAGGCAGGUUUGACUUUGAGGUAUCGGACUGCUUCCUGCUGGGCUGCCCGCUGGGCCUAGUGUUGGCCAUGAGACGCACUGUGCUGCCUGCUGUUCAGGUGAGCCAGCUUCGUCCAGCCUGCUCUCAGAUUUUCAACCUGUUUUACCCCUCGGAUCCUUCAGCUUCUAGACUGGAGCCGCUACUGCAGCCUCUCUUCCACAAGUUGCCACCAUUUGCUGUGCCACGCUACCAACGCUACCCUCUUGGAGAUGGACGUUCGGUGCUCAUAGCAGACAGUAUCCAAAGUCAUCCAAAUGUGUUUUUGGAAGGUGAGCAAACUCACGGAGGGCUGACUUCACAGCAGUCCUCUGAGACCGACACUGAAGGAGGAGGAGGAGGAGAAGAGGGGGGGCGUAGAGCCAGUGUGACCAGUGUGGAAAGUGAAAUGUCGAUUUGCUCCAUGGGCCAACUUGGAAACACCAUCGCUAACAUUUCCAGUAGUUGGUGGGGCUCCAAGAGGCUGGACUAUGCUCUGUACUGCCCUGAUGUGCUGACUGCGUUUCCAACAGUGGCUCUGCCUCACCUUUUUCACGCCUCCUACUGGGAGUCCACUGACGUGGCAGCUUUUGUUCUUCGGCAGCUCAUGCGAUGUGACUGCAUAAAGACACAGGAAGCAGACAACUUGGACUCGGCUCCCUUUUCACCCUCUGGUCCCCGCGAGAAGUGGCUUAGAAGGAGGACACAUGUCAAACUAAGGAACGUCACAGCAAACCACAGGGUGAAUGAUGUCAUUGCCACCGAGGAUGGACCCCAGACUCUGGUUGGUCGCUUCAUGUAUGGCCCCUUGGAUAUGGUCACUCUGACUGGAGAAAAGGUGGAUAUCCUGCUCAUGACACAGCCUCAGUCGGGCCGCUGGGUGCACUUUGACACAGAGGUGACCAACAGCAGUGGCAGAGUCACAUACACCAUACCUAAGACCAAGAAGCUUGGCCUAGGAGUAUAUCCCAUUAAAAUGGUAGUCAAGGGGGAUCAGACUAGUGCAGAGGCCUACCUGACUGUGUUACCAAGGGGCAUGGAGUGUGUGGUGUUCAGCAUUGAUGGCUCUUUUGCUGCCAGUGUGUCAAUCAUGGGCAGUGACCCCAAGGUCCGUCCUGGAGCUGUCGAUGUGGUCAGGCAUUGGCAGGACUUGGGAUAUUUGAUCAUCUACAUCACAGGCCGUCCUGAUAUGCAGAAACAGCGUGUGGUGUCCUGGCUCUCGCAGCACAAUUUCCCCCACGGGAUGAUCUUUUUUUCUGAGGGCUUAGUUCAUGACCCCCUGCGACAAAAGACCAUCUUCCUCAGGAACCUCAUCCAGGAGUGUCACAUUAAGAUCAACUCUGCCUACGGCUCCAUGAAGGACAUCUCUGUUUACAACAUGCUAGGCCUCAGCCCCUCACAAAUAUAUAUUGUUGGCCGACCUUCAAAGAAGUACCAAAAUCAGUGCCAGUUCCUGAGCGAAGGUUAUGCAGCGCACCUCUCCACUCUUCAGUUUGGGCACAGAGCCAGACCUAAGAAGUCUCCUUCAGUUCGCAUGGUCUUAAGGAAAGGUUCAUUUGGUCUCUCAGCGAAGCCUGACUUUCUGUGCAAACGAACCCACCUGCGCAGGACCAUGUCAGUCCAACAACCUGACCCCCCGUGCACACCCAACCCUAAGCCUGAGCGAGCCCAGAGCCAACCAGAAUCAGACAAGGAUCAUGGUGGUGGGGGAGGCGGAGGAGGGCAAGGGCAAGGACAAGGUGCUUGGGGACGAGCCUCCAUGCAUCGCGGAGAUACAACUCCCUGACAAGAGAAAAGAGAUGAAAGGAUUGCUGGAGGACAGAAGAGGAGAACAAAGGGGUCUUAGUGUCCAGGGCCAAGCGUCACCUCUGCCUGCUCUGUGUACUUUGGAUCCUCCUGUUCUUUACCUCCUGCUUGGCCCUGUACACUUUGCCACCUGUUCGGUCCUUUUCCUGACCUGCUCGGCGGAAAAGGUCACUCGGUCUUCUUAAAUAUGAAACAGCUGCCGAGGACGGCAGCAAUUUUUGUCAAUGUUUGUGUCAAGCUUCAGUUGUGUCUCACUGUCAAACCUAAGAAUGUAAUUAAAAGUGUUACUAUACACACAUAUUUAUGAACACACACAUGCUCCAGAGGAUGAAAAACGAUAAUGGUGGCUACCUUGAAGCUAUCAUGACCCUUGUCCAGCCUAAGCAGCUGAUUAACAGAUGCUGCACGUACCACGGUCCUAUUCAGACUGCUGUGCUGAGAAGUGGUCAUGCUGAAUGACUUCUGCACUGACUCUCCACUGAUGUAAAUACUCAACACACAUUAUCCCUGUGUGGGCCUCUGGACACAGAAGCACUGUGACAUUUCGGUUCAAUCUCUGCAAUCCAGAGCGCCAAACACCCAACCUCUCUGAACUCCUGCCUCUGCCUCUAUUUUAUUCCCACUGUUGGAUGUUUCCCCUCACGUUGUGGUUGGCUUAGUACUAGUUCAACCCCACCCCCAUCCCCCACUGCCCUCCCCUUCAACCAGUCAGGCAGAACAUGCCAUCUGACAGCUGCCUCAGACCUGGUCCGCAGCCGCUGAAGUACUGUGGUGUGCACGGCUCGGCCCCCGAGGUUGCAUUUGCACUACACAGCAGUGGCUCUCGAUUUAGCUGCAGUUCGAGCUUCAGAAACAAAGAGAGGCAUUUUGGUGUACUUUUUGUCACUGCUUGUUGGUUACUGUAACUACUGAACGACUGAAUAAAUAGUUCAUAGCAAAGAGUUCAUUUUACCGAAAAUGUUUACUGAUUGAUAGACACAGCCGUGAAAAGGUGAUCAAAACAUGUUUGCCUAAAUCAUUACAGUGAAAGCAUAAUUAGCAUGGCAAGUAUUGAUUGGUAGUUGACUGGUAGUUGCAGUGCACUUUUUCAGGGUUUAAAUACCUCCACACUCUCCGCGGUCAAAUUCAGAAUUUUAACUAGUUAUAUAUUUGCUGCUUAAAUAUUUCAACAUUGCUUCUUCAUGUCACUAAAAAGUAACACGACAAAGAACGUGGAAAAACAACUUUUAUCUCAAACAUGUUUUAUCAUUUGCACUGUGUCAUUCUCACUUUGGAUAGCAUCAAACUAUACAAGACAUGCAGACUUAGUAAUCAUGGUAAUAAGUGCUAAAAGUGACAAGAUUAUAUAAAUUAUUAUGUAUAGAAUUUGUUAUAUCUGAAUUAAAAAAAAACCUUUAAAUAUGUCCUCUUAUUUUCAAAUAUUCUUACAAGUUGUGGAACAAAAAACAUCAGUGCGUUGGUGUAACUAACUGACUUAUAAAGUCUGUAACUGCUUUUCAAGUAGAGGUCACUGCAGAACACAAAUGGGCCACAACCGCUGGGCAUUCCCCAGCUGUUAGGCAAUGUUGGAUUCGAGUUAGUUAGAGACAACGUGUGUGGCUCCAGCCAACCACAACAAAUGCUCAUGGUACAGCCACUUCAGUUGAUAAGUGCACACAUUGUGCUGUGCUGAGUCUCAUUCUUUUAUCUGAAAGUGUACAAAUUAAACCGAGUCCUCUCUGAAAUAUUUAAUCCCAGUAUUUCAAUACAAUGUUUGCUGUGUAGCUCGCAGAACUACUGUAUAAUAGACACAAUCCCUGCCGAUUCUACCAGGAUGCUCUUGUGUCCAUUUAUUAGCUGCCCUGGAACCAAUAGAUUUGUGAUAAAAUCAGAUGCCGUCUUGUGCACUUGAGAUUGAAUUGAGUCUUAUUGUGGUCAUGUUUAAAAAUCUGUGCAAGUUGAACAUAUUUUUCUAUGAGCAAAUAUUGUAAAUAGAAAUAUUUUCGAUGUAUGUUUUUGAAUUUUUGGUUGUUUUACUUGUAGAAUUCUUGAUUUUUGCCUUAAACUGUAUUUGAUGUUGUGUAGGAAUACAAAAUAAUUUGUUUUGUCAAAGUAUUGAGUUUUAUUGUUACUUCAUGACAAAGUGCAUUCUAUCUAGUUGAUCAGAUACAGUAUAUGUGUGUGUGUGUGUGUGGAUGUGUGUAUGAGUGUGUGAGUUUAGAGGCAUUUGUUGUAUAGUUGUACUUAUUGAGAACAUGAAGACAGCUAUGAUAAGUAAACGCCUCUGCAGAGAAAAAUCAGACCAGUGUUAAUAUAUCUGCACGAUCCAACUGCAGCUCAAUACUGCCGAUUUUUCAGAAGGGAGCAUGUAUUUUUAUAAUGCUGAGAUUAAGCAGGGCAUCAGGGGGAUACUUGGUUGAGGUUUUUAAUGCCUACCUUGAAAGAAAAAGGGCAUAUGAGCUCUUUGGGUGUCUUGUUUUAACUUAAAACCUGCAUAGAGCGGAACACGAAAGCCAGGUUGGAUCUAUCUUUGACUCCUCUGCCUUUGACGGUCCAUUAGUUGAUUAAGUAAUCACUAAUAAGUAUGUAUGAUUCCCUGUAGUUCAGCCCCGUAAUUACAGUGCACCAAUUAGCAUUACCUGGUAACUGUAUAUUAUCCCAGAUACAAUGCUGAAUUACUCAGUUUUGUUUUGUAUUUAAACAGUUCAUGUUAAAGCAUACCAAUCAUUCCAGUCAAUGUGCACACAGUAAUCAAAGUGUACAAAACAUACAUUUUAUUUUGAUGUACAGAGGAUAUACUGAAGGAUAUACUGAAAAUCUAGUUGGAAUUUCACCACAACAGUGUUAGUAAAUGGCAAAUAAUAAUCUAAUGGUUAAAUGGUGGCUGUUCUGUGUAUGAGACUGAUUGGAUGCUGUAAGCAAUAACUAUCAGUUGCCACGUUUGAGGUAACACAAACAUGACAAUGUCAUGUAACAGCAAAGUAUUUAAUGUUAAAAGGUGGGAAAUGAUGAUUCGUGGACAUGCUGUAAUGAUACUACACAGUGAGCAAGAUCCAAAUCAGUAAAUUUAUGAUAAAGAUCUAAAGAGUGAAAAUACUCUUACCUGUAUGGUCCAUACUCUCAUGGACAGAGAAUAAAGAGUGAAGUUAGUUUCCAUUUUUCCAAUAAAAUGUUAAACAAUCUUUAGUUAAUUAAAAAAAAUGUUCCCAUAUGUGAGAAAAAACACAAAAGAGGGAGCCUCAUAUUACUAACCUCUCACUAAGUGCUAAUUAAUGCUGUCAAAUUAGUAUUCUCCAAAUUAUGUGUUGGGUACUGACCUAAUUUGCCAUUUAUUAACAAUUUGUAUGACUAUAGUCAGUUAUUCAACUUGGUGUUACAGCUUCUUUUAAAGAAAAUAGCUCUUAUUUAUUCUGAAGUCUUAGUUUUUUACACUGCCCUCUUGACCAAAGAGAGGGGAAAAAAGCUCCUGGUUUCAGUGCUGCAAAGUUUGUUGUUUUGUACAUAUCCCCUGUGAUGAUGAUGAACAUGUUAUUGUGUUUACUGGACUAAGUCCAUCUUUCAUUAGUGCAUAAAUAAAGAUAUUUCACAGUGGAAGAAUUUAGCUUUGCUGCAGGAGUGUCUUAUUAUAUAUUCCACAUCCCCCUUAUCUCUGGAGACGGAGGGUGAAUCACCUCCGAUAAGCUUCUUCAAGGUCAGGUGCUUUACUGAAGGGCAUCAGAGCUGAGUGCAGAUCUUAUUAUCGCUUAUUUUAGAUUUGUAAGGCUUGCUGCAAGUCAAACUUUUAAAUCUUAUUCAAACUUAUUUUUGUUAACUUUCUAAACAACAUGAAUCAGUGUAAUUCAGCCUACAUCAUGCUUAAUACUUAUGCAAUACUCGCAUUGAUAGUAGUAAGCUGUGGACCUUAUUCUACCCCACACAAUAGUUACAUAUUACUCCAGCUUAGUCAAUAAUUUGCUGACUUUGAGUUUGAAUAUUCAGUGACAAUUUUUACACUGUGGCAGAUUUUGUUGACUGCAUCUAAAGCUGAACUUUUUUUUUGUCAAUAUUUAUAUUUAUCUUUUCCUUUUAUUAUUUUUUUAAACAAAUCAGCAAUAGCACAGAACAAGGAAAUACAGAAAUACAGAGAAAAAACAGGAUAAGGUGAAAUUAACAGGAUAAAAGGAGAAUUUUUAUUGUAUUUCGAAUGGAAGACAAGCAGCACGUCUGACAACAAUAGCCACAACAUCUUGUAUAGACACAAUAUAAAUAUGUAACACAGAAACACACACACUCACACAGAGCAUAUUAUUUUUUUCCCAUUCAAAAAUGUUAAAACACGAUUCCAGGAUUUCUCAAAUUUAUUAUGUCUGUUAUUGUUGAGAAGUCUUACGCUCUCCAGAUGUUACACAUUUGCUAUUUCUCCCUUCCAGAACUCAAAAGCAGUCCUUUUUUCCGCUACUGUAGUAUUAAAUUUUUUGCUAUGAUAUUCCAAACAGAAUUGCAAAUACUUCACAGUAACAGCAAAACAAUGCUUUUCCAAUA
Pelmatolapia mariae (spotted tilapia) is the source of this 7933-nucleotide messenger RNA. RefSeq names its product PITPNM family member 3 (gene pitpnm3). Gene Ontology annotation, cellular component: COPII-coated ER to Golgi transport vesicle; cytoplasm. Lineage: Eukaryota; Metazoa; Chordata; Actinopteri; Cichliformes; Cichlidae. The transcript is spliced from 20 exons. The record is from RefSeq and is a predicted model, not a curated record. Gene Ontology annotation, molecular function: glycerophospholipase activity; metal ion binding. Bases 534 to 3413 code for a protein of 959 amino acids.